Messenger RNA from Clarias gariepinus (North African catfish), 1602 nucleotides. RefSeq names its product zinc finger protein 135-like. The transcript is spliced from 2 exons. The record is from RefSeq and is a predicted model, not a curated record. Gene Ontology annotation, molecular function: RNA polymerase II cis-regulatory region sequence-specific DNA binding; DNA-binding transcription factor activity. Gene Ontology annotation, biological process: regulation of transcription by RNA polymerase II. Lineage: Eukaryota; Metazoa; Chordata; Actinopteri; Siluriformes; Clariidae. The coding region runs from base 78 to 1037 and encodes 319 amino acids.
GUAGUAGUUGUUUUGAUUGAGCCGGAGUUCCUCUCAGUAGGAGUUGUUAAGACACCCUAGAGACAAACAAGGACACGAUGCCAACGAGGAACUCCAGUAGUCAUCAGAUGACUGAGGUUCAUCAGUGCUCGCUGUGUAGAAAGAGUUUUUCCCAGUUGUGUAACCUUCAGCAACACCUGCGCGUACACACGGGAGAUAAGCCGUACGACUGCUCCCAGUGCGGGAAGAGCUUCUCUCAGUCUAGUAACCUUCUGCAACACUUGCGCACUCACACAGGAGAGAAGCCGUUCAAGUGCUCGGAGUGCGGGAAAAGUUUUUCCUUGCUCGGAAAUCUCCAAAAACACCUCCGCGUACACUCGGGGGAGAAGCCGUAUAAAUGCUCGGAGUGUGGGAAGAGUUUUUCCCAGGUGGGUAACCUCAAGCAGCACCAGCUCAUUCACACCAGAGAGAAGCCGUAUCAUUGCUCCGAGUGCGGGAAGAGUUUCAACCGGCGGGACACCCUCAAACAGCACCAGCACAUUCACACCGGAGAGAGGCCGUACGAUUGCUCGCAGUGCGGGAAGAGAUUUAACCAGCGAAGCGCUCUUCAGCAGCACCAGCGCGUCCACGCCGAAGAGAAGCUCUACGAAUGCUCGGAGUGCGGCAAGCGUUUCAACCACCAUAGCGGCCUUCGGCAGCACCGCCGCAUCCACACCGGAGAGAAGCCAUACAAGUGCUCACAGUGCGGAAAGAGUUUCUCCCAGCUAGGACAUUUUCAGCAGCACCAGCGAUACCACACCGGAGAGAGACCGUACCACUGUUUGGUGUGCGCGAAAAGCUUUAAUCGGCAGAGUCACCUCCGAGAGCACCAGCGCAUUCACACCGGGGAGAAGCCGUAUGACUGCGUGGAGUGUGGGAAGAGGUUUAAUCAGCAAGGUGCGCUCAGGCAGCACCAGCGCAUUCACACUGGAGUCAAGCUCUACUACUGCACGCAGUGUGGGAGGGGCUUCAAUCGCCAGAACACUUUUCAGCGACACCAGAUUAUUCACGCCAGGUAGAAGGUAUCAUUUAGAAAAACAGCUUUGAAGAGGCGUACCGGGAGGAAAACCAAGGCUUGAUCUAGGACACGAGUACCAAGAGCACUCACUGCCUUCGUACGGCAACCAGAGGAGUAUUUUUACAUGAAUUACAAGAACCUGCGUGCACAUUGCUACCCAGGUGCAUCAUUUUACCCCCGAACUCCAACUGCAGAUAACACUAUGGCCCAUUUCAUUUUUUUAUUUUUUUCCCAGACAACCAUUAUUCAUGUGGGGGUUUUUUUUUUCUACUCUGUGGUGUCAACAUGAACAAUAAACACUACUGUCAAGAUUUCCAUGACGCUCUCUCAGGAAGAAAACAACUAGUUUCAUCACCAAAUGCGUUCUCUUUUUUUUUCAGCACAACACACAACCUGAUGCUGCCCACUGCACCACUUGCACGUUACAGAAACUUGCCUAAGAAUUAUUGCAGCAUCCUCUGACCUUGCUUCAAGCCAUUUUUACAUACUUGGGCUGUUAAAGGAGUUCCUGGGAGGCCAGCGUUUCAGACAUGAAGCAGACAUAAAUAUACAGAAAAAUACAGACA